CGCGAGCACGUGGGAACGGCCUUCGCCUCUCGUCCCCUCUCUUCCUCUGCUGCGCUCGCUUCAGGUCACCGCUUGCCUCUUCUCCUUCCCAUUCCUUUCUCCUCCUGCUUCUGAACCCUGAUCCUAACAUUGAGUCGCGAUCCCGCCCCCCUUUCCCUUCGUUUGCUACAUCAAGGAAGAUAAUCUUGUUCUCCUCCCCUUCGAUCUUGCUGAAGAUGUUCUGAUGGGUUCCAUAGGUCUCGGAUUCCGAUGCCGCGGCGCCAUCCUGGCCGCCUUUGCCGCCCCUAGAACAUCGUGGAGUUAUGGUAUAUGACGCUUUGAUGGAACUUCCUAUUGCGAAUUAAAGAGGGUUCUUGUUGCGGCAUAGGAGGAUUUCUCUGGACUGCCAAAUGAUGUCGAGGUUUUUGUCUUUUCAUAAAAUCAGGAAAAUUGGGUAUUCUUUUCUAGCAAAUUACAGAACCAGCUUUUCCACUACAGAACCUAGAUUAUCUUCAACAAAUGGAUUCCCUUUUUCAUACAGAAUGUUAUCUUGUUACAAAGUUUUUUGCAGACAAAAUAACUUAUCUAUGCUCUACAAAUCUGAGGAGAACUUAUACAAGAAUAACCCCUUGCGGAAGUUCUCUGUUCUUUCAGCUAGAAGUUCAAUGACACAUCAUGCUCAAGUUGCCUGGCAAAGGCUUUGUGUAAUGUACUCUUAUAGAGGAAUUGCUUCUUCACCUGUCAGUAAGAUUGCUUGUGCUACAAGCUUGGCUGUCACUAGAUCCCAUUUAGUUCCUAGUUUUCUUGCAUUUGUUGCAGGAGAGAUUGCAUUGUCUAAAAUGGCUUGGGCAGAUGGGGAAUAUUUUCGAACACGAGAUGAUUUUUAUACGCGUGCACAAGAUAGCCAUAUUUUUCUCACUUCAUUUAUUCUUUCGCUGUUGGAGUGUUUUAUAUUAUUCCUAAGAGCAUUCUAUUUGGCUAUUCUGUUCUCCCCUAUAAUAGUAAUGGCUCCACUUGCAGAUGAUUGUGGUCCUAAGUUCAGGAAAGUGUGGAUUCAUCUUGUUCAUUCUACUCUGGAAAAGGCAGGUCCAGCAUUAAUAAAAUGGGGUCAAUGGGCUGCUACACGUCCAGACCUCUUCCCUAGUGACCUUUGCACUGAAUUGGCGAAGCUUCAUACUAAAGCACCUGCUCAUAGCUUUGCCUACACAAGGAAAUCUAUAGAGAAAGCAUUUGGCCGCAAACUUUCUGAUGUUUUUGAGAAUUUUGAAGAGGAGCCUGUGGCGUCUGGAAGUGUAGCUCAAGUACAUCGGGCUUCUUUGAGAUUUCGAUAUCCUGGUCAACAGGCAAAGCGCCUGGUUGUUGCUGUAAAGGUUAGACAUCCUGGUGUUGGUGAGUCCAUUAGGAGGGAUUUCAUGAUAAUUAAUAUAGUGGCCAAGAUCUCCAAGUUCAUGCCUACCUUGAAGUGGUUGCGCCUUGACGAAAGCGUGCAGCAGUUUGCUGUUUUCAUGAUGUCUCAAGUAGAUCUUGCAAGGGAAGCUGCCCAUCUAAGCCGCUUCAUUUAUAAUUUUCGCAGGUGGAAGGAUGUAUCUUUUCCAAAACCUCUCUACCCACUUGUCCAUCCUGCAGUUUUAGUGGAGACUUACGAGUAUGGGCAAAGCGUUUCUCACUAUGUUGAUGAGCUUGAUGGGCAUGACCGAGUCAAAAGUGCUCUUGCUCACAUUGGGACUCAUGCACUCUUGAAGAUGCUCUUGGUGGACAAUUUCAUCCAUGCAGAUAUGCAUCCUGGAAAUAUUCUUGUCCGAGUUCAAACCAAGCACUCAAAUAAAGGGCUUUUUAAAUCAAGGCCUCAUGUCAUCUUUCUUGAUGUAGGCAUGACUGCAGAGCUUUCCGGCAGUGACCGUGUAAAUCUGCUUGACUUCUUUAAGGCUGUUGCUCUUCGAGAUGGCCGGACUGCUGCUGAGUGCACCUUAAGGUUAUCGAAAAAUCAAAACUGCCCAAAUCCAAAGGCUUUCAUUGAGGAGGUAGUGAGGUCAUUCAGUUUUUGGGGCUCAGCUGAAGGGGAUUCUGUCCAUCCAGCUGAAUGCAUGCAUCAAUUGCUAGAGCAAGUUCGCCGCCAUAAAGUCAAUAUUGACGGUAAUGUUUGCACUGUGAUGGUGACAACUUUGGUUCUAGAGGGUUGGCAGCGCAAACUGGAUCCAGAUUAUAACGUAAUGCGGACACUACAAACAUUAUUAUUCAAAACUGACUGGGCACAGUCUCUCUCAUACACAAUCGAAGGACUCAUGGCCCCUUAGAACCAAAAGCUUCCCUUGAGUUCCAUUUCCUCUCGGAGAAAAUUUUGAUGGUAUAAUGGUUGGUGGUGAAAAAAUGACGACGAUCGAUCAUUGUUAGUAUCGUCUCUCCAAUUUUGUUUUCCCCCCCCUUCUAAAUGUUGUCUCGCUGAUUAAUCGUUUUGUUGUGCUCAAAUCUUAUAAAGGUGUGCGCUGACUAAAUGACAGGUUAAAUGCGAAUAAAUAGUUUUUUUUUUUCA
Musa acuminata AAA Group (dessert banana) is the source of this 2509-nucleotide messenger RNA. RefSeq lists its product as uncharacterized. The coding region runs from base 390 to 2273 and encodes 627 amino acids. The transcript has 6 exons. The record is from RefSeq and is a predicted model, not a curated record. Lineage: Eukaryota; Viridiplantae; Streptophyta; Magnoliopsida; Zingiberales; Musaceae.